Suillus subalutaceus is the source of this 789-nucleotide messenger RNA. RefSeq lists its product as uncharacterized. The record is from RefSeq and is a predicted model, not a curated record. The coding region runs from base 1 to 789 and encodes 262 amino acids. NCBI's taxonomy places the organism in Eukaryota, Fungi, Basidiomycota, Agaricomycetes, Boletales, Suillaceae. The transcript is spliced from 2 exons.
AUGUUCGAGCACGUCCUCACGGAUUUGCAUGCGGACAACCCAAACAGAGAACGAACCCAGGGACCCUCUUCGUCAGCGGAGUGGGAAGAGCCGGAGCCUCCAGAUUUCUCGCGCGACACCGUGGAUUACUCUGCGUUUGAGAGCAAGAAGCGGGAGCGGAUCAUGCGCCGGUUGAUUGUUCCUGAUGUCCCGAUCACCGGUUACCCAGGUGGGCUUGAAGAGCGCCGAAAUAUUGUGCAACUCAGGGGGAAGACUCUUCAGGUCAUACAUGACGUGUAUGAGAUUUGCAUCGAGAAUAUUACCCGCAACUCGAUUGAAUUUCGCAUGGCUGUUAAGACACCGCCUGCAUUUCUCAGGAGCGGCGACCGGGAGGGUUUACAGGCAAGAAAACCUUGUCACCAGUAUAUUGGCGCUGUCCCAAUUCACCAAGGACUAUGCAUCGCAUAUCCUAAUAUUUAUCAAUAUCACAUCACACCAUUCUCAUUGGUCGAUCCGUCAAAGGAGGGGCACCAACGCAUCAUUGGGCUGUACUUGGUUGAUCCAAGCAUUGCACCGCUGGCGUCCACGCAGAGAGUCCCACCCCAACAGAAGGCGUGGACGAGGUUAGGUCUUGAAAAGGGGACUCGUGGAAUCUUUGCAGUGGAGCUCAUUGAUAAAGUGCUUGAUGAGGUGGACGGAGUCAUGGAUAUGGAUGAAGCAGUGAAAUAUAGGGAAAGGAUGGUAAAAGAACGAACUAGAUUGUCGGUGCUGAAUGAUGUUCAGCGCUUCAACAUCCAAUGCAACAGCUGA